AUGGACCAGGCCGAUAUACCGGCGCUCCUCUCGCGCCUGGCUAGCGACGAGGAUGCCGCCCGCAAGAUGGCCGUCUUCAAGCUGCAGUCAUCCAUCAAUGAUCCCGCCUUCGCCGAUGUCUUCAUAUCUUCGGGUGGCCUCGUGAUCCUGCGCCGCCUCAUCAUGACCACUGGCGGCAACACCCUCGCCUACUCGUUACAAAGCCUGACGAGGCUGCUCGAGGUCGACAUGGGCUGGGACAUCUUCGAGGGUCCUUCGGCCGGCGACCUCGUUGAGCGCGUGGUCGAGCUCAUCGUUACCAACCCGCUCGUCAACAUUCUCCGCGGCGCCAUGAGCAUCCUGGUCGCCCUCGUCGGCCACAGUCAGUCCACCAGCCGCGGAGCCGCCGCUCGUUCCCCAGGUACCUUUGGCUUCCGCGCCCUCAAGCCCGCCGUCGCCGUCUACCCGCAGUUCUUCGAGCUGGUCAUCCAGCAGCUUCAGUCGGCCGAUCACGCACUAUGUGCCAAUGCCCUUGCGCUCAUAAACGCCCUCAUACGCGACGCUGUGUCCAACGACUCGAGCUCGACAAAGUCACCCUCGUCCACCAACGGAGGCGAGGAGUGGUCCAAGCUGAUCAAGCGCCUACAGGACCUCGGCCUGAUCAAGGCCGUCUUCAACCUCAUGCAGAGCUCUGCCCUGCAGGACCUCGCACAUCCGCUGAUUGAGUUUCAGUCCCUUACGAAGGCGCUGCUCCACCGGUGGAAGGAGGUCCGCGUCGACCUGGAGAGACCGGAACACCGCAGGGCUCUCAAGGGUCUGCACCUGGCGAGCGCCCCCGAUCGCCAGCACGCCACCGCCACCGGCAGCGGUCCCGAUACUAGCGGUUCGGACGGUCCACCGGCGGUUCCGGAAAAGACGAGCAGGAGACACAAUCCCGAAAAGUGGCGACGCCUUGGUUUCGAGACGGAGAGUCCCGCCAUCGAAUUCGAGUCCACGGGGUUUCUGGGAAUGAUGGACCUGACAGACUAUGUGCGCAAGAACGAGGAGGGCUUCCAGAAGUUGCUCCUCGAACAGGCGACCCGACCCAUGGAGGAGCGCUGCCCCAUCGCGCGCGCCAGCUUUGCCGUCAGCAUGGUCCUUUACGAGCAUUUUGAGGUCGACAAGGCCGACAGCGAAGAUUUGAGGGCGUACCAGACGCUGGAGCCGGGAAGUAAGAGCCAUGACAGGCUCUUCAGGCCACUGCUGCUGCAGUGGUCUCGACUGCACACGGCCGGAUUGCAUGCAUUCUUUCGCCUGUGGAAGGCUACAGGCGCAAAGCGUGACGACUUUGACAAGGUGGCGGAGUUGGUUAGGAUCUUGAUCGAGCAGGUGGUAGGACAGGCGCCGCGAACCAAGGACGUACUGGAGGUUGAGGACGAGCUGCAGGAAUUCAGUUGUGCCCGGCUACGAGAGCUUCAGAUGAGCCUUCUCGAGCUCUCGUUUGAGGACCAGUGGGGCCAGCACAUGUACCAGGUACGAGAGGACCUGAAGCACGAGGCGCUGCAGUUCGUCAAGGAGCAGCGGAUCCGCUGUCUGCUCCACGGCUCGUGGUUCACGCGCCCGAUCCCUAAGCGCGACCAGCAGCCGCAACACACCCGGCAGGACAGCAAUGUGACGAAACGCCGGCUGUACGAGGCUAAAGCGUGGAGGUUCGCCAAGCUCUCCCACAACAGGCGGUUCCUCCACUACGCCGACUUUGCCAUGCAAACGCCUCAAGAUCCAGGCCUGGAAAACCUGACGGAGAAGGUGGACCUGGGCACCAUCAGCUCCGUGGUGUCCAACGUUUCGGCGCCGAGCGAGGACGCGCGCAGCACCUCGAGCUCCUCUACGCUCCGCAACGGGGCCGGCGCCCCUAAUGCCACCAACAGCAACAACACCACACCGCCCAAAGCAACCACCAAGAUCACAAUCUACAGCUACGUGAACGCGGAGGAGGCGGCGCGCGGGGGGGACGCCAAGGAGCAGGCGAUUGUGACGCUGUACCCGCUCAACCACUCGCUCGCGUCCGAGUGGCUUGACGGGUUGCUGAUGCUGCUCAACCAGCAGCCCAUCACUUCCGAGACCAACAAGCUCGUCACCCUCGUCAGCGACUACGGGCUGAAGAUCAGGCUGCUAAACGUUAGGGUCGAGGCCGUCUAUCAGGGACCCGCUCCGGGCGCGGGUGAGGUGCCGAGCCGGGAGGGGCUGGAUGAAAAUUACUACUACGAGGUUUGA
This is a messenger RNA of Pyricularia pennisetigena, 2232 nucleotides long. RefSeq lists its product as uncharacterized. Bases 1 to 2232 code for a protein of 743 amino acids. Gene Ontology annotation, biological process: cell motility; actin filament organization. The transcript has a single exon. Gene Ontology annotation, cellular component: plasma membrane. Lineage: Eukaryota; Fungi; Ascomycota; Sordariomycetes; Magnaporthales; Pyriculariaceae. The record is from RefSeq and is a predicted model, not a curated record.